This is a messenger RNA of Exophiala mesophila, 2025 nucleotides long. RefSeq lists its product as uncharacterized. The transcript has a single exon. Gene Ontology annotation, molecular function: transmembrane transporter activity. Gene Ontology annotation, biological process: transmembrane transport. The coding region runs from base 224 to 2017 and encodes 597 amino acids. NCBI's taxonomy places the organism in Eukaryota, Fungi, Ascomycota, Eurotiomycetes, Chaetothyriales, Herpotrichiellaceae. Gene Ontology annotation, cellular component: membrane. The record is from RefSeq and is a predicted model, not a curated record.
CAGUGCCACCUCGUCUCACAUCACAACGACAUCAUCGUUACCAUAAACGUCAAUAAUCUGGGGUAACUGCGGCUCACAGCAGUCCCUCAAGCCCCCUUGGGCGCGGUCGUCGGUGACAUAGCAUCCUGCAGCCCGCAGCCCAUUCCAGACCGGAUGGACGGAGCCAUCGGGCGAAGAUAACCAGCGUUUUCUUGCUCGUCCAUGGAAUCCCUGUCUGGGAGCAAUGUCCUCAAGAAGCUCCAGUCGCAGGGCUGUCCAUUCUCUUCUUACUUCCUCUUCUACUCCAACUAUUCUGACUCCCGAAUCUGAUAACGAUGGCCCCUCGCAAGAGUCGACCGCGGCAAGACCUUCUCCUCCCCACAACGAUACACGAGAACAUGCCUCUACCAGUCGCCAUCCCUACCACAGUCAUGCUUCGGAUAGCGAGAGCGAAAUCGACUCCCCUCCAAGAAAGAGUCGUUUACAAAGAGUCUCCACCAUGUCCAAGGAUUACACAGACGAAGAGGAGGAAGCAGUGGUCAAGAAACUCGAUCGCAAGCUGGUCCUUUUCCUCGGCGCCCUUUACAUGCUCAGUUUCCUCGACAGGUCCAACAUAGGAAAUGCUCGAAUUGCCGGCCUCGAGAAGGACUUGUCCUUGUCCUCUUCACAGUAUGACUGGCUCUUAACGGCCUUUUACAUGACCUAUAUUGCAUUCGAAUGGAUGAUCCUCUUGUAUCGACUGGUUCCCGCCCACAUCUACAUCUCUAUGUGCGUCCUGACCUGGGGCCUGGUUGCCAGCUUGCAGAGCAUCACUACAUCCUUUGGCCAACUGCUCGUCCUUCGUGGAGUCCUUGGCAUCACAGAGGCUGCAUUUGGCCCCGGGGUUCCUUUUUACAUGACCUUCUUCUAUCGCAGGUCCGAACUGGCCUAUCGCGUGGGACUGCAGAUAUCAGCUGCUCCCCUCGCCACUAGUUUUGCGAGCUCAUUGGCUUGGCUCAUUGUCAAAAUCACCCAGGAUGGCCCAAUUGCGCCCUGGAGGGCACUGUUUUUAGUGGAAGGUUUCCCCUCCAUCCUUACGGCCAUCGCUGCCUGGUACUACAUCCCUGACUCUCCUUCAACCGUGCGAUACCUGUCCCCCCGAGAGCGUAAAGUCGCCGUGCUUCGGCUCCAGUCCGAGAAUAAUUCUUAUGUGAGGCAAACGUCAACUUCAGCAGCUACUGUUGCCCAUCGUCUCAAUCUGAAAGACGUUGCUGACACUCUUCUCGACCCGAAGUCAUACUUGACAGCCCUCAUGUUCCUCAGUGUCAACGUGUCGUUCAGCUCUCUGCCAGUUUUCCUACCCACCAUAAUCAACAGCAUGUCAUUCUCUCCUCUUGCUUCUCAAGCGCUGUCAGCUCCGCCUUACCUCUUCGCUUUUGUUUUUGUCCUGAUCAUCGGUCACUACAGUGACAAAGUGCCGGACUCUCGCUCUCUGUUCCUCAUAGGCGCCUCUUUGCUUAGUGCCACCUCAUACGCAGGCAUCGCCCUCGCUGGCGCGUUGGAACAGUCCCUCGGUGAAGCUGGAAGUAUCACGAUCCGAUAUGUGGCCGUUUAUGGUGCUGCCAUGGGUCUUUUUGCGUCGGUCACUUUGAUCAUCACAUGGACUUUGAACAACCAGGCCAGCGCAACAGGCAAAGGUACUGGCCUCACCAUUCUAAACCUUGUCGGCCAGUGUGGUCCUCUGAUCGGUGUUCGUCUGUUCCCAAAAAGCCAGGGUCCUUUUUACAUUCAAGGCAUGGUGACCUGUGCUGCAUUCAUGGCUGUGGGCGUCGCAGGACUGUCUAUCGUGCUCAGGUUGAUUUUGCACAAGGCAAAUUUAAGGAACGGCUUCGGCGAAAAGCCCGUCGACUCAGGAGAGUAUGAGAUGUUAGCCUCGCCGAGUACGACCAGGAAGCAAGAGGGAGAUCACGAUGAUAUAGAAGAAGUCGAGGAGACCUUGAUCGGGGGUAGGCGAAAACUUCACGUCGAGAACGGAGGUGGCUUUCGGUUCAUGCUGUGAUGGAGAAG